AUGUCGUGUAGCACUUCUCCUAAGCCUCUCUCAGGCACGCGCCAAGACGAACAAGUCAACCUCUCCGCCCUGCUCAAGGCCAAGCUACAAGGCAUACCAUCCUUCCAUACCCCCUCUCUCACACUGUCCGAUGUCCUUUGUCCAACAGUCCGAGCUUUGCACAUCCCUAACAUACCGCCUGACAUUCAACUUCCGUUCUUCCUCCGCAACCGACAUGUCAUCGAUCAAUAUGGCGGAAAGCCGGUAAAGGACGAGGCAAAGCAGACUAUGGACAUAACCCGGGCCAUCUGGUUUUGGAGACUGGAUGAAGCACGACAGUUUCAGCGCUUCCAUGACACCAUGAGGUGGAAUACUGCCAUGUUCAUUGCACUACUCACCCUUGACGAUUUGCAGACCCACUCCGGUCAUUCCAAGAGCAUGGAUAUGAGUAAGGAUAUGACCAAGAAAGGUCAUCACGAUACAACUGCCCCUCAGUCUAAAAACAUCCGCAUCAACAAUGCAGCUCACCGCUUCAUGAAACAGUAUCUUGCUGCUGUCCUAGAGCAUCACAACACGCCCACGCUCUUCGAUGCCCGUGAAAUCUUCAUCGUAACCUGGAAGAAUAGCGCCUUGGACCUGUACACUGGCUUCCGUGGCGCACAGAAGAAGUUAUUGAAGAACCUUAUGAAGAAGCUGACCAAGGAUUGGGGAAAGGAACUCGAUAUUGCAGAGAGUAAUAUGGAAAAGGAAGAAUAUCGCAUCAGGGUGGCCAAGUUCGCGGGGAGCCUGGUUCCGAGGAGAAGGGAAUAUGAUAUCCCUACUGGCACAAUACCAAAGCAAGAAGAGAGUGGGUAUAUCUACGGGACUGAUAGUCCACCUUGCAUACCCCGCAAGAGCCGAGAGGUUGAGAGGAAUGAACUGCUUGACGCUCUUCGUGUCCCGAUUACACCACAAACCAAGGAGAAGACAAGGGAUCAGAGGAGUGAGAACGACGGGCUCGAGGAGGAUGUGAACAUGGUCACAGAAUUGAGGAAUGCGAUUGAUGCUUUACAGAUGAUGAGACCGCAGGAUAUGCUCCCGGUACUGAUGCAUUUGUUUCCUGCCCCGGGGGUGGGACAAGCGGAUACUUAG
This is a messenger RNA of Bipolaris victoriae FI3, 1110 nucleotides long. RefSeq lists its product as hypothetical. Lineage: Eukaryota; Fungi; Ascomycota; Dothideomycetes; Pleosporales; Pleosporaceae. The transcript has a single exon. Bases 1 to 1110 code for a protein of 369 amino acids. The record is from RefSeq and is a predicted model, not a curated record.